AGAGGCCAGUGUGGGUAGGGGCGGGACUCCCGGCCUGAGGCGGAGAGACGCGGCCUCCGCAAGGAGCGGGCCUUUCUCUGGGGCUCCUGCCUGCGGGCGCUGCGUAUUGUCGGGCCAGCGGUUCACCCCUCUCUAUGGUUCCUCCUCUCAGCUCUUCCGGGUCAGCUAGUAACCUUGGUAACGGACAGCUUCCGACGCGCGGGAUCCUGGGGUAGAGCGAUGGCGGAGCCGGGACUCGGAGCCGAGCCGGCUUCACCAUUCCCAAUAGCUACAGAACCUCAGAAACCCCGCCCAAGAAAAGUGCCAGAGCUGCCAAUCUUGGAGAGAAGGAACUGGCUGAUACACCUGCACUAUAUCUGCAAAGAUUAUGAUGCAUGUAAGAUUGCUAUCAAAGAGCAACUCCACGAGACUCAGGGAAUGUGUGAAUAUGCAGUCUAUGUUCAAGCUUUGAUAUUUCGCUUAGAAGGGAAGAUUCAAGAAUCUCUAGAACUUUUUCAGACAUGUUCCAUUCUAAAUCCUCAGAGUGCUGACAACCUCAAACAGGUGGCGCGAUCAUUGUUUCUGUUGGGGAAACACAAAGCAGCUAUUGAAGUAUACAAUGAAGCCGCUAAACUAAACCAGAAAGAUUGGGAGAUCUGCCACAACUUGGGCGUGUGCUACAUGUACCUGAAGCAUUUCAACAAGGCAAAAGACCAGCUGAACAAUGCCUUGCAGCUCAACAGGCAUGAUCUGACAUACAUGAUGCUGGGAAAAAUUCACCUGCUGCAAGGGGAGACCGACAAAGCCAUCGAAGUCUAUAAGAAAGCAGUGGAGUUUUCUCCAGAAAACACAGAGCUCCUUACGACCCUGGGUUUACUCUAUUUGCAGCUUGGGGUUUAUCAGAAGGCAUUUGAACAUCUUGGAAAUGCACUUACAUAUGAUCCCACCAAUUAUAAGGCUAUCUUGGCAGCUGGCAGUAUGAUGCAGACUCACGGAGAUUUUGAUGUAGCCCUCACCAAGUACAGGGUAGUAGCCUACACCAUGCCUGAAAGCCCCCCAUUAUGGAACAACAUUGGAAUGUGCUUCUUCGGCAAGAAGAAAUACGUGGCAGCUAUCAGUUGCCUGAAGCGAGCCAACUACUUAGCUCCCUUUGACUGGAAGAUUCUGUACAAUUUGGGGCUAGUCCACCUGACAAUGCAGCAGUAUGCAUCUGCUUUCCACUUUCUCAGCGCCGCUGUCAGUUUCCAGCCCCGGAUGGGAGAUCUCUACAUGCUCCUGGCAGUGGCUCUGACAAACCUCGAAGAUGUUGAGAAUGCAAAACGAUCCUAUGAGCAAGCUGUAGCGCUGGACCAGUGCAAUCCCCUGGUCAAUCUGAACUACGCUGUGCUGCUCUACAACCAGGGGGAUAAGAAGGGAGCACUAUUCCAAUACCAUGAGAUGGAGAAGAAGGUCAACUCCCUGAAGGAGAACAGCGCUCUCGACUUUGACCCUGAAAUGGUGGAUGUGGCCCAGAAGGUGGGAGCUGCUCUUCAGGCAGGGGAGAGUCUAGUCUGGACUAAACCCAUCAAAGAUUCCAAAUCAAAGCAGCGAGCCGCUACAUCUAGCAAACCCUCCAGCACUCAGCAACCUCUGGGCUCUAACCAAGCCUUGGGUCAGGCCAUGUCUUCAGCAGCUGGGUAUGGGAAGACUAUGCAGCUUUCUACAGGUGCUGGAGCAUCGGCUCCCCUUGCAAAGCCCCCGUCGCUGCCUCUGGAACCUGAACUGGGCUCAGAAACAGGCCCCGAAGAGACCACGGUCCCUACAGAGCCCCAAGAACGGAGAAAAGAGAAGCGCAAAAGCAGGCUGACCACAGACUAGAACAGCAGCACUGGAUGAGCUGGGCAGGCAUGGGGGCCUGCUGGAGCAAAAAUCUUCGCUGCCACCCCUUAACUCAAGCAUACCAUGAGCUUAGGCGAAAUGCAGCCGAUACAGUGACAUUACCACCUGGCCUCAUCCUUAUCUCAGUGAUUCUUUACUCCAUGGCACCCAGAAGAGAUUCUGAUGAGCUGCUGUGCUACUGCAUGAGAGAACAGAGGUGCAAUCCCUUACUUCCUUGAGGGAGGGGCUGCUGUAGCAUUGCACACAGUGCUUAGGUGCUGAAUCACUAAGAUGGACUGAGUCAAUAGGAUGGUUUAGCGAGGGCCAACUACAGUGACUGUGCAGCUUUUAAAGCAGUAGCUUGGACCAGUUCUUUAAUUAGAACCCAGAGAGGAUCAUGCCCCUUUAGCAAGUGAGCCUUUUAGCUGGCUCAGAAGAAGCUCUACCAGCCCCUUGUAGUAAGGUCAGUGGAAGAAAUGGAGGAGGGGAGAAGCUGGAAAAAUUAAUAGGACAAGUGAGUGAAAGACAGAUCAGUCCAAGGAGUGAAACAACCCUGAAUGCAGGCCUGGAGGAGAGGCUACUCUCCAUUGCUCAAAGGGAGAUGUGUGCAACCUGCAUGCCUGUUUACCAAGCCCAGCCUCUUGUCGGGCUUGUCCAAAUGCUGGGGAAAGCAUUUCCAGCCCCCUUUCCUCAGGCAGCUAGCUGCAAGGCCAUCUGCCUGGUACAUUGGGAGAGGAGCUCCCUCCCUCAGAGCUGUUCGCAGUGCUGUCAGUCCUGCAAGGUAGAGGUGACAGGGACUGGGAGGGAGCAGACUUCUCUGUAAUAGACUCACCCUUUAGCCGGUAGCAAAUGAAAGGAGACUGGACUUUCAUCCACAAUGUAAGCCUCUUGCUGGUUUCACUCCAGGGCGCUCUGGCUGGCAGAGUUACAGCAGGCAGGGGGCACUUUGAUAUCCUACUAACACGCGGCCUUAGUUUGGUGGGAGUUUUAAAGAGUGUGGAGUAAUUUGCCUUCAACACCCAGCUCUCCUAGAAGUUACUAGCACCUUGAGCAGGUUGAUUUCUCUGUUUGUUCUGCUGGUGAUGGGCUGGAACCAAUUCCAUUCCCCCAGUCACUAAGUGAGAAGGGACAGGCUGACAGAGCCAAACAGAACUGGAAAGAGUGGCGGCUUUAAUUUCUGCCUUUUCCAGCAUCCCUGGGGAAAUUACAGUUAUAACCUCUUUUGGAACUUACAUCCGUGGAGAGUUCUCUUCCUGAAAAGUAGAUUCAUAGCCUCAGGAAAGCUGGGUGGUAUCAGGCAUGAGGAUGUGUUGAAACUGAGAAUUAGCCUGUUUCCUUAGGGUCACUUACCUUCUGAUCCCCUCCCUCCUUCCCUCCCCCAUAAGUUAAAUCCUGUUGACACUAACUGGUCUAAUUUUAAUAAAGCCAUUGAGGUUGGACAACCUCGGUAGUGACCAUCUCUACAGAUCCAUCAGUUCCAACCCUUUCCAGACUCAGCUGCAGUCCACAACGGAGAUCUGGUAUCUUGUUUGUUUUUUAAACUUCAAUCCAUUCAGCCCUGUACAUGCUGGGAGGGGAAAGAUUAUUAGCACUAAAGAAAUGGCUGUAACCC
This is a messenger RNA of Dermochelys coriacea (leatherback sea turtle), 3448 nucleotides long. RefSeq names its product Bardet-Biedl syndrome 4 (gene BBS4). Lineage: Eukaryota; Metazoa; Chordata; Testudines; Dermochelyidae. The transcript has 16 exons. The record is from RefSeq and is a predicted model, not a curated record. Gene Ontology annotation, cellular component: ciliary basal body. Gene Ontology annotation, biological process: protein localization to cilium; cilium assembly. Gene Ontology annotation, molecular function: protein binding. The coding region runs from base 220 to 1836 and encodes 538 amino acids.